AUGCCGCCCAACUUCUUUCAGAAGCCUGAAACUGCUCUCAAGCGAGCACAGGAGCUGAUUCAGGUUGGAAAGGAGUCAGAUGCCCUUGAUACACUGCACGAUACCAUAAAGGCAAGGCGAUAUAAACAAUGGACUCAGACACACGAGCAGAUUAUGAUGAAGCAUGUGGAAUUGUGUGUUGUGCUGAAGAAACCUCAUGUUGCUAAAGAUGCUUUGUUUCAGUAUAAGACACUUACACAUCAGGUGGCGGUUAAAUCCCUAGAAACUGUUAUUGAGCACUUUUUACAAAUGGCCGAGCAGAAAACUGAAGAGGCACAAAAAACAUCUAUUGAAAAAGUAGAGGAAAUUGACGAUCUUGACCAAGGAGAUGUUCCAGAAACCCUUCUUCUGUCGGUUGUUUCUGGAGCGGCUGCCCAAGAUCGUAUGGACAGAACGGUGCUUGCCCCUUGGUUACGAUUUUUAUGGGAUUCGUAUAGGAAUUGCCUCGAGUUGUUAAGGAAUAAUGCACAGGUUGAACAUCUGUACCAUCGCAUAACAAGAAAGUCUUUCCAAUUCUGCUCAAAAUACCAGCGUCGAACGGAGUUUAGAAAAUUGUGCGAACUGCUGCGAUUACAUCUAAAUCAGAUUCAAAAACAUCAGCAUUUGGCUCAUGUCGUGAAGUUAAAUUCGCCGGAGUCCUUGUCAAUGAUGCAGGAGACACGUCUUUGCCAGCUGGACACUGCAAUACAAAUGGAGCUUUGGCAAGAAGCAUAUCGUAGUGCAGAAGAUGUUCAUGGUAUGAUGCAGCUUAGCAAGGACAAGGAUAAACGCAUGGUGAAACCUGCUAGCUAUGUGAAUUAUUAUGAUAAGGAUAUGAAGAGGUCGUUCACUGCAGAUGAAGCUCAAGAACAAGCGAGUCGUGUUUUACUUGCAACGCUAUCUAUACCAGACGGAGCUGAUGCUCCUUCAGACCUUACUCGUCAUCUAGAUAUCGAGGAUCAACAUCUCACUAACAUACGGUUGCUUUCAAAUUUGCUUCGCCUCCCAAUCGCACCUACGCGUGCUGGAUUAUUGAGAGAAGCUGCCCGUCUCGGGGUUCCAGAAAUGGCUUCGGAGUCAACCAACGCGUUGUACAAGCUGUUAGAGAAUAACUUUGCUCCUCUCAGACUAGCUAGAGAAGUUGAAGCUCAGCUGGCUCAGAUUGAUCGACCCGAUCAUCUUCAGUAUGUUGACGCGCUCAACGAAGUCGUUGCUACAAAGGCCUUGAAACAAAUAUCAGUGAUCUAUGAUUCUAUUAGUUGGACUCGUAUAAAAAAGAUUAUUCCAUUUUACAAUGAGAUGGAGCUGGAGCGCCUUGUAGUUGAUGUUAGCAAACAUCGAUUUGUCAAGGCCCAAAUCGAUCACCGUAGCGGGUGUAUUCGCUUUGGAGCGGCCGACGCUACUCUAGCAGGAGGAGUUGACCUAGAAGAAGCGAAUGGAUUCACGGGUGACGAUACUCAGUUGGGCGUUGAAGGAAUACGUACUCAUCUUGAGGUUAUGUAUAACAAGUUACGAUCUACUGUAGAGCUCUUAGAUGGCGACAAGCGUACUGAAGCUCUCAUAGCUAGGGUCAAACACCACGCAAUCAAUUACGAGCGAACGAAAAAUAGCAAGCAAGAGACAGAUCGCAUACUGGAACGUCGUCGAAAGAUCGAGUAUUAUAAGGAGACAUCAGAGCGAGUCAAAGCAGAACGUUCACAGCAAGCUGCAGCUGAACUGGCGAAACGCGAGGAAGCCAAACGUGCAGAAGAAAUGAAGCGCUUGGAGCAAGAGAACAUCGAAAGCGAAAAGAGAAGACGACAAGCAGAGCAGGAAGAAGUGCAAAGGAAAAUCAAACAAGAUCAACUACGUAGAAUGCAGAAUACUGCGAUUUAUCAAGCCAUUAUCAGGGAGAAAGGAGAACAGGUGUUUAAGGACAUGGAUCCUGAAGCUGUGCUUAGGGAACAGCGUCAACGACUGGAUAAAGAACGAAUGGAAACGCAACGUCGUCUUCAACAGCAAGACAAAACUUUCGAUCAUCAUGUAAGAGCAGUGCAUCUUGAGGAAAUGUUAGAAAGGAAAGCUGUGAUGAUGAAGCGUUUACAAGAAGCUCCAAAGUUGCACGAGAAGUAUGAACAAAAAAGGAUUCAGAAAGCAAUAGAUGAUCAUAACCAUGCAGUUUGCACAUGGGAGCGCUUGGAAGAAAUACGAGAAGACGCAAUGGAUUGGAUUUCCCAGGUUAAAUCUUCAAAUGCCGAAGAUUUUGCCAAGAAGACUGCGGACUGGACUAGCAAACUGAAUGCUGUUCGAGCUGCUCGUCUUCAAGAAAGGUCCGAGAAUCGCAAGAAGGAAAGACGCGAGAAAUGGAUACGAAAUAAACUGGAAGAGGAGCGUCGUCGCCGCGAAGAAGAGGAACGACAACGUCAACAACUGAUAGAUGAACAACGAAGAGCAGCGAGGGAACCACGGGGUCCUAAUCGUCGCGAAAUGGAUAUGGAUUCUAAAGCUAUGGCAGAUUCGGAUUGGCGAGGAGGAGGAGGUCGAGAACGACCAAUGAUGGCUAAUCGCCCGAUACCGAGUCGCGAUCGGGACCGCGAUUUUGGAGAUCGGCCUCCUAUGCGAGAACGAGAGAAUAUCAUUUCCCAAGCUGAUAGGGACGAUGCCUGGAGAAGCGGUAUGGGAAAUGUCGCACCGCCACCCUCAGGAUUCCGUGAGCGUGAACGACCUACACGUGAGUUUCAUCCGUCGAUUCGUUUCGUUGCCUGCAUUCUCUUUUACUUUUUAGCACCUCCACCAGCGAGCAUCGCGGACAAAGAUGUCUCAUGGCGAAGUGGCAUGGGAAGUGCGCCACCUCCUGCACCACACCCGUCUGAUGGUCCAAUGCGAAGGGCUCCACCAGUUAGUACUGCUCCAUCAGAAGGAAUGUGGACUCGAGGAAAUGUUGUCAAGAAAGAUCCAUUGCCUCCCAGUGUAGCGCCUCCUAACAAACCUGCUGAAGGAGGGAAGUUUAUACCAUCCAGGCUUAGAAAUCAAGCGCAACAAGGAGGAAUACCACCUCGAGACAUGGGUCCGAAUCGUCCAGAGCCUAGGCGAAAUCAACCCCGAGGAACUGGUGCUGAAAGUGACACGAAUUGGCGGAGGAAGUGA
This is a messenger RNA of Cooperia oncophora, 3144 nucleotides long. Lineage: Eukaryota; Metazoa; Nematoda; Chromadorea; Rhabditida; Trichostrongylidae. The record is from the annotation of a GenBank genome assembly.